AUGCCGGCGCCAUGCAACUUGAUCGACGCCGCCCAUCGCUUCCCUCUUCUCUCGCGCCUCCUCCGCACUUCCCGUCUGACGCCCUUGCAGCUCCGGCAGUCCCACGCCUGCAUGCUCAAGACCGGCCUCCACCUCCUCCCCCUCCCCGUCAGCAAGCUCCUCGCCGCCGCAUCCUCCCUCGCCGAACCCGCCUACGCCCUCUCCAUCUUCCACUGCAUCGCCUCCCCCUGCCUUUUCCACCACACUGCAGUCCUUCGGAGCCUCUCCUCCGCCCCCGGCGCCCGCUCCGUGGCCGACGCCUUCUCCCUCUUCCGCUCCCUCCACGCCUCCCCCGGCCUGGUGCUGAACCAGUUCGUUUUCAUUCCCACCGUCAAGGUUCUCGCCCAAGGCCUCCGCCUCCAGCUCGGGAGGCAGCUCCACGCCCUGGCGCUCAAACUCGGCUUUCUCCUCUACGUCAACGUCAGGAACACCUUGAUCCAUCUCUACUGCCGCUGCGGCCGUGUUUCAGACGACGGACUCCAUCUGUUCGACGAAAUGCCCCUUCGAAAUGACAGAGUUAUUCCAUUGGGUAAGGUUGUUUGA
This is a messenger RNA of Zingiber officinale, 582 nucleotides long. Its product is annotated as pentatricopeptide repeat-containing protein At1g26900, mitochondrial-like. NCBI's taxonomy places the organism in Eukaryota, Viridiplantae, Streptophyta, Magnoliopsida, Zingiberales, Zingiberaceae. Gene Ontology annotation, molecular function: protein binding; RNA binding. The record is from RefSeq and is a predicted model, not a curated record. The transcript has a single exon. Gene Ontology annotation, biological process: RNA modification. The coding region runs from base 1 to 582 and encodes 193 amino acids.